CUCCUGUUCGCUUGACCGCUUCAAUCCUCGAACCCCCACCACCCUUCCUCUUGGGGAUUAUCUGGUAGAUCAUCCCUGUCAUACCGAAAGUUCCGAACCCCCUCCCUAGAAGUCGGCACUUCAACCCGUCCCACUUCACUAUUGACAGGUUGCCUAAGAAUCACCAGUUCCGCGACAUGGCAACUUGACGCAUCAUGAUUAUUUUUGGAAUUGGUGUGGGCAAAGCAUUCAGAACACAACUAUAGUUUUGGUACCCUCUCAUCUUCGAUCGAUCUGGUUAUCGUUCCACCCCCGAAACCCCCCUCCACCUCGAAUCCAGCUGCUUGCCAGAUUCCCCUGAUUUCUGUUUCCGACCAAUUGCUGUGACGGAGGACAGCCAUCUUUGAACAUGUCUCAAAAUUUUGAGAAGUCGGUGAAGGGAGCCACCAAGAUAAAGCUUGCGGCCCCCAAAUCCAAAUACAUUGAACAUAUUCUUGUUGCGACACAUACAGGCGAGGCAGGUGUUGCAGAGAUUUUUCGGACGCUGCAGCUUCGACUUCGCGACUCAACAUGGACCAUUGUUUUCAAAGCUCUUAUUGUUGUCCACUUGAUGAUAAGGGAAGGACAGCUGGACGCUACAUUGCAGUAUAUGGCAGAGAACCCCAGAAGACUUGCGAUCAGUGGAUUCUCAGAAGUACAAUCGCAAGGCCAUAAUAUUCGAAGAUAUUCCGAUUAUCUGAUCGCACGUGCGCGUGCCUUCGAAGAUACAAAGACCGACUAUGUGCGAAGCGGACAAGGUCGAAUGAAGAGACUGACAGUUGAAAAGGGACUUCUGAGGGAGACAGAAAUAGUUCAACAUCAGAUCCAUGCACUGCUCAAAUGUGACCUUCUCACUGACGACGUCGAGAACGAAAUAUCGUUGACCGCAUUUCGCUUACUGGUUUUGGAUCUUCUGACAUUGUAUUCAGUGAUGAAUGAAGGAACAAUAAACGUUCUUGAGCAUUAUUUUGAAAUGUCGCGACCCGACAGCGAACGUGCAUUGGAAAUAUACAAGACAUUUACUGCCCAAACGGAAGAAGUUGUGAAGUUUCUGGGAGUUGCCAGGCAUUUCCAGGCUGCGACGCGAUUGGAGAUCCCCAAGCUCAAACAUGCUUCUACGGAUCUGACGCGACUUCUGGAGGACGAUCUCAAUGACCCGGAUUUCAACCUUCGCCGGCGCGAAUAUUUGGCACGAAAGCAAGGGAAGAGCGGCGGAACUCCUCCGCCUGUGAGUAAAACUGCGACAGGCGAUCGGGCCGUGAGCAACUCGAAUACUAUGCCGGCCCGGCCUCAAACCCAGCCGAACCCACAGACACAGAAGUCAAACCAAUCGGAUCUUAUCGACUUCUUUGAUUCAAUCGAGCAGAAUCAGCAGCCGAUGGCCCAGACCAAUCCGUUCCAGCAAGCGCAAUUACAGCAGCAACCGCAGGCGAUGCAGUUCCAGCAAACCGGAUUUCCACCGCAGCAGCAGCAGGCCUUCUACGCACAACCGACGGGCUUCCAGCAGCCCCAACCCACUGGGUUUGACCAACAAGCGGCGUUUGGAAACCAGUUUGCGCCGCAGAAUAUCCAGCAGUUUGGCCAGCAGCAGCAGGCCCCCCAACCUCUUCAACCCAACCACACGGGGGCCGGAUUUGGUGGUUAUUCGGCGCAGCCCCAGACAUACGGGUUCCAGUCAAACCUCGCACCCAUCCCACAACAUGACAUGAGCGCAUUCUCCCAGCAGCAACAAAUGCCAAUGGCCCAGCAGCAAUUGCAGCCACAGUCAACCAACCCCUUCAGACAAUCAAUGUUAAUGAGCACGCCGACAGGAUCGGCCACGCCUGCCACCCCCCUUAACCGCCAAAAUACGAACCCCUUCGCACGACGUUUAUCAACAGUCAACCCUCAGGUCGAAACCGGUGUUCCUCAAGCCUUCCCGCAGGCGCAGCCGCAAGCGCCCCAACAGCCAGCGCCACUUCAAGCUCAGCGAACGGGAACCAAUCCGUUUGCCCGUGCGUCCUCUGUUCCCCCACCGCAGUCACAGGGCCUGCAACCUCCAGCUGCGGCUCCUCUGCGACCAAACCCUACAGGGAGCACGAAUCCUUUCCGUCAGAGCGCCUUUGUGAACCAACAGACAGGCCAAGGGUGGCAUGUCGGUGGACAACAGGGCACAAUGGGAGGUUUGGAGCAACUGGACACUGUGCCAAUAUUCCCGCGCCCGGGGCUAUCAUAGCGUUGCUUACAAACAAUUCUGAUCUCUACAACGCCACACGGAAACAAGAUAGUGUGUUAGGACAUACCUAUGUCUCCUUUAUAAUACUCUUUUUAUUGACUUGCAUUGGGUUUCUUGAUUGAGUGUUUGAAAGCAUAAUGGCGGGGCUCGCAGUGCGGCCCCGACCGUUGACCAUGUAGCGAUAGCAGAUGUCCAGUGACAAGACAAUAUAACAAAGGAUUGCAGCAGC
This is a messenger RNA of Aspergillus welwitschiae, 2462 nucleotides long. Its product is annotated as ENTH domain protein. The record is from RefSeq and is a predicted model, not a curated record. NCBI's taxonomy places the organism in Eukaryota, Fungi, Ascomycota, Eurotiomycetes, Eurotiales, Aspergillaceae. Gene Ontology annotation, cellular component: clathrin-coated pit; clathrin-coated vesicle. Gene Ontology annotation, biological process: clathrin coat assembly; clathrin-dependent endocytosis; vesicle budding from membrane. Bases 389 to 2233 code for a protein of 614 amino acids. Gene Ontology annotation, molecular function: 1-phosphatidylinositol binding; phosphatidylinositol-4,5-bisphosphate binding; clathrin heavy chain binding. The transcript is spliced from 5 exons.